AUGAAUCCCAAUAAGUCUCGUGAUUUGACUCAUCUGCGAGAUUGGAAAUAUAUUAUUCAGAAUUGGGAUACGCUGAUGAAAGAAUCACGAUCGUUAAUUAUUCGUUCUCUGAGAUUGGGAGUUCCAACAAAAUAUAGAGGUGAUGUAUGGGCUCUUUUAACAAAUCAAAAAGUAGUGAAAAGCAAAGCAAACUUUACAUAUGAACAAAUUGAUAAAGUUAAUUCGAAUUCAUCCCAUAUAAUUUCGUUGGAUGUACCCAGAACAAUGCCAAGCUGGACAAACGAUACUUCUCAAAAGUUUAGAGACGAACUAUCAAGAAUAUUAAACGCAUAUGCUAAUGUAGACCCAGAAUUAGGUUAUACCCAAGGAAUGAAUUUUAUUGCUUCAAUGUUCUUAAUAUAUCAGCCAGAAGAACAAGCAUUUUGGUCCUUUUACUCUUUAAUGUUUCAAUCAUCAUUACCGCAUAGAUUAUUUUUUAUUCAAGAUUUUCCUAAGCUAAACUUACUCAAAGCUCUAGUUACCCGUCUAAUUCAUGAAAAUUUUCCAGAUAUUUAUGAAGCCCUUGAAGAAAGAAGGCUAGAUUGUACCCUUUUUACCCCAAUGUGGCUAAUGGUUUGUUUUCUCUCUGGAAACUUUGGUUUAGAGCUUUCAACAUUUAUUUUUGAGCAAUUCUUAGCUUUUGGAGUUCCACCUUUAUUAUCAUUUGGCUUAGGAAUUCUCGAAAUCCAUAAAAACGUGUUGAAAGAAAAAGGAUUCGAAGAUCUACUUCAUGUUUUGACCAAUCCGGGAAGUUCACCUCUAAUGAAUGAUAAACAAGCUGUUAAUGCCGCAUGGGAUAAGAUGUGGAUUACAACACGACGUUACCACCAGUUAUUGAAGGAAAUAAUUGAAGAAGAAAAGAAAAAGGACGAUUCAAAAUUACUUAAAUAUAUUGAUAAAGAUCAAAAUACUAAUGUUCCUGUAAAUGAGUAA
Molecule: messenger RNA, 972 nt
Organism: Trichomonas vaginalis G3
Lineage: Eukaryota; Parabasalia; Trichomonadida; Trichomonadidae
Product: regulation of vesicle fusion
Exons: 1
Coding region: 1-972 (323 amino acids)
Source: RefSeq, a predicted model, not a curated record